UUUUUUUUUUUUUUAAUAAAAAUAUGAUGAUAAAAUUCAAGAAUUGCAUUUAUAAAAUAAAAAAGGUAUUUAUAUGCAUCAAUAAAUAACUUAUCUUUGUAACUUAGAAGGUUAAGAAACGAUGUCAAUAAUGUUUGUUGUACUAAUAAAAGUAUUAAUGUGUGUACUCUAUUGAUAGGUCACUAUUGUAAUUGCGAAUCUUCACUUGUUAAUCGAUAUUCUUGACUUAUAAUCAUUUUAAAUCAUUCGAAUUUUUCAAUUAUUCAUAUUUUUUUUCGUAACAAUCAUAAAAUUUUUAAUGAAAAAUUUUUGCUAAUUAAUAUUUUUAUUUCUUCUAUCUUAUUUAUGAGAAAUUUUUAUUAUUUGAUAUUGUUUUGAUUACUUUAAUUGAUAUUAUGCUUCUUUACACAAAUGAUUUUUAGUUAUCGAUCACGAUCUUUGGUAUUUUUAGUUGACAUGAAUUUUCAACACUUAUUUAAUAUUUAUUAUAAUUACCAUAUUUUACCAUUAGUAAUGUAUUAGAUUAUCAUAAAUCAAAUUCAAUAUUGCUAGUCAUUGAUGAUAAAAUUAUAUAUUAUUUUUUUUUAAUUUUUUUAUCUUAAAUGAAGAUUAACAAUUUAUUAAAAUUUAUUUAUUUAUAUUAAAAAUAUUAAAAAUAUAUUAAUUAAAUAAUAUCAGAAAGUUGUAACUGUAAUUGAAAAAAAAUAGAAAAAUACUUAUUUAGGCAAUAGUUUUUUUUAGAUAUAUUUACUAUUUAAAUAUUUCUUAAAACUUGAAAUUUUAUACGAUAUUCACUAUAACAAAGAGAAAUUUGAUUAUAUUUUUUAAUUUUCUUGAAGUUAGAUUCAAAAUAUUUUUGACAGUAGGACAAUUUUUCUCGAAAUUUUUUUAGAAAGAGUUUAGAAAAAAUUCAUCUAUUUUCAUUCCUUUCAAAUUUGCAUGAAUUAAUUUUUAUCUACAUAAUUUUAAUCCACAUAAAUAAUUUUUUGUAUAUUUCAUUCAUAAUAUCAUUCAAUUAAAGCAUAUUUCUUUUUCAUUCAACUUUGACAUUGUUUAUAUACAUAGUCGAAUUCAAUUGAGCAAGUUUAUAUAAACUAGUUUCAAAAAUUCAAUUAGUUCAAAAUUUAAAAUUGUAUGAUUAAAAUUUUCGAAUAGUGAAAAUUUUUCAAAAUUUUAAUCUUUCAAAUUUAAUAUUAUACAAAAAUUUAAUUUUUAUAGUAAAGUUUUAAAGUUUUAAAUUUUUGUUUUUUUUAAACACAAUAAUUAAUUAAACAUUGUACUUUUUUCUUAUUUUUGUUAUAUUAUAAAUCAUAAUAUUUUUCUACAAUCUUAUAAUAUAAAUUUACAAUUUUCAUUAACUCAUUUCAAAUCUAGUUUCAAAAUUAUUUUUAUAUAAUAUGAAACAUUAUUUGUUAAAAAUAAAAAUUAUAUUAUUAUUGAAAAUAAUAAAGUAUUAAUUUUUCAUAGAUAAAAAAUUUGAUUAAAUUUAGAUUUGUUGAAUAUUUUAAAUAUUAUUAAGACUUUAUUAUUAAAGACUUUUUACUAAAUGCUUUUCUCAAUAAUAACAAAUAAAUUAAAUUUAAAUUUUAUUGUAAAAAGAACGUGUAUAUAUAUAUGUUUUCUAAUAAUCAAAAAUCUUCAUUCAUAUUAUAUGAUAUCAUAUUUUUUCAAAAAAAUAAAAACUAUAAAUUUUCAAAAAUAUCAAAGAAGUCACUAUAUCGAAAAUGAAUCAAAUAAAAUAUCAAGUCGCAAAAAUUUAAAUGCUAGUGAUAAUUCCAACAAAUUAUUAUGGCAGAUGUUUAUGCAUGUUUGUAUUUUUAUGAAUAUAAUCUAAAUGAAAAUUUAUUUCAGUCUAUAAAUAUUGUAACGAGAAUUUUGUUUUAUAUUUUAUAAAGAGUGUUAAUAUAAUUUGUUGACUUUUGAAGGAUCGAAUCUAAAGAUCAAAAUAAAUGUAGAAGUUGAUAUACAAAAAUGUCAAUUAAAAGUUUAUAUAUAAAGUUAUAAGGAAUUUAUAUUUUUAUUAAAUAAAGCAAAAAUAUAGAUAAAAUAAAAUUAUUCUAUUUCCAUUUCGUUUCAUUUAACGUAAAUUUAAAUUACUUAUUAUGUUUUUUUGUACAUCGAUUUAUUUUAUUUUGUAGAAUCGAGCUUUCAAAGAUAUUUCACGAAUAUAUUAUCACUUUAUAUAUAUUUAUGCAUUAUAUUCACAAUAUAUUUUUCCAAAUUUUUCAUAAAUAAACAAAUAUCCAAUCUACUUAUAUCAAAUCAUUAUCAAAUUUAAUUAUUAGAUUGCGAUUAUUUAUGCAUUUAUGCAAAAUUUGAAUAAAAUAAAAACCUACAAAAAUACAUGUAAUAUAAAAAAAAAAUCAAAAAAAUAUAUAUAUUCAAAGUAUAAUAUAUAUUGUAAUAUUUGAGUGAUAAAACAAAUUUCUUACUUAAUUUUUAUAUUUUUAUAUACUUAAUAUACUAGUAUAAAAUUUUAAAAAAUUUUGCCAAAAAUAUUUUAUUUAGUUUUAGUCAUAAAAAUUUAUUUUUUGCAUAAAAAUCUGCAAUUUACCGAUCGCUUCGCCCAAAUCUUACAAUCCUUUCGAUGGUGCAACGAUCUUGCAAAGAAGCAUUGCACGCUUGAAAUCGCGUCGCCCGUUCUAAUUACACAUGUAUUGUAUCUCCGUCACACCGCUGUAGAUCGGAAUUUAAUCGUUCAUCGUGCCACGAAACCUCUUCUCUUGCUCCCGUUCGAAUCGCGCUCCUCCCCCGAUUUCGUAAUUUCUAUAUGUGUCAAGGUGCGCGCCAGAGAGACAGAAGAUGAAAUAGGAGAGGAACGAAGAGAAUCCUCUUACGCAUGUAUGUGCACACACCAUGUUCGCGAAAAUGCCCAUCGGUGACGAUGAUGCAUCGUAAACGAUGACCUCGUCGUGCACCAGGAAGCUCUCGCGUUGCCAAGAUCUCUCUUAUUCCUCCUAAAAAAGUCGAAUUUCGCUAUUCCGAAUAAUUAGGAUCUAAUUUACGUAAUAAAUUCGUAUUUUUCUUUGCUCCUUCGAAUAUAUAUUAAUCUUCGUUCUUUCUCGUGUAUUCUUCUCUUUUUAAUUCCUUCGCUUUUUUAUUAUGAUGUAAGAAAAAGUGUAGAUUUAAAAGAAAAGAGAGAAGAAAAGAUUAAGGAAAAAGGAGGAAAGAACGAGAAACCGGAUAGAGAGAAAAGAAAAUCGUUUUCAACUAGAGAGAGAGAGAGAAAGAGAAAGACGAAUAAACAGUUCGGAGGAAGAGAGAGAAGAAAAAAUAGAUAUGCGAGAGAGGAAAAUACCAGGAAGAAGGAGUUAGAAUAAAGAAAUAAAGAAAUAUUCGAUUUGGGUUGGAAAGAAGAGGAAAAUAGAUCUAGAAGAAAGAGAAGAAAAAAGAAGACGAAAAAGGCGAGAGUCGAAGAAUUUAGAGCGAGAAAGAGAAAGAAGUAUUCGAUUUCACAUGCAAAGGAAAGAAAAGAAAAGAAUAGACGAAGAAUACGAGAGAACGAACGGAUACGAAACGAACACUUUAGAGAAAUAAACAGAUAAAAAAACAAAAGGAAUGAUUAAGAAAUAGAAAAUAAAGAGAAGGAAGAACGAGCAGUUUAGAAUAAGAAACAAAAAGAAAUAUUCGAUUUGGGAUAAAAAAAGGAAAGGAAAAUAGAUAAUGUAUCGGAGAACAGAGGAGAGAGGAUAAAGAGAACACAAAUUGAAACGGUUUGAAGCGAGUAAGAGAAGAAAUAGAUUCGGGAUAAGAAGAGGAGGGAAAGAACGAAAAAGAGAAACGGAUUAGGAAGAGGACGAGGGAACGACGAACGGUUUAGAGCGAGAAACGGAUAGAGAAGGAGAGAAUAGUCGGUCGGAGAGUACAGCUCACAACCGCUGCUCGAUAUUUUUAGUGCGAGGAGAGUAUUUGGCGGGGCGCACCGACUCGCCUUCUCGUCUUCUCGUGAACGGUCGACAUCGGCCGUCGUCUCCGUGACCGCCGUGCUCGUGUGCCUCUUUAGUGCCUCCGUUGGCGUCCCUGUUGCGCGAUCUACACGUUACUCGCACCUCCGGCCGAGUGAUGAACCUGCGGCCAGAAGCGUCUUCUCACUCCCCGCCAAUCGUCUCUGGAUCACUCUUUAUCAUCUUCCGCCUUUUAUUUCAUCUUUCUUCUUCCUCUGUUUCGCCGAUAUCGCGCGUAUGCCUUGUACUUGGAUGUUCGUGAGUCGAUGUCGUUUUCGCCAUCGUUGGUGCGAUUCUCUCGCAUGUGUCGCGUUAAGGACACCAGGCAAGGUCUAGCGGAACGACCUUGAAACCGUGUGUGCAUGUGUGUGCUAAGUCCAAGAGGCUGUGAAACGCGCGCCAUUGCUGAAUUCGAAAACAAACAGGAUUACUCGAGGAACCAGCUGCUGAAACAUUGAGCUUGGAAUACCGGAAAGAAGAAUUUUGUUUCUAUUUGGCUCAGAGUAAUUUUCCUCGCCACGAUCUCUCAAGUCGUUGAAUCGUCAGAGGAGCAGCCGUGUGGGCGUUGAAACUGCAUCUCGAUGUUCAUCUUCGCGCCACGCGACAAUAUGUCGACGUCUCGUCAGGAUUCGGCGGGCCGGCGAAAUCGGUACGCACGUUCCUCGACAACCACGAGCGUCACUCAACUACUCAGUGACUCAUGCUCGAGUCUGUUGCAAAGACUGACCACCAGAGUUCGCGGGACGUCGACCGUGAACGACAACAUGGUGAACAAACCUACAAUUAUUACCAGACAUUCUCCUAUAGUUAACCAAUUAAACAGCGCCAGGGCUCGCAUAGAGGACAAGUACUGCACCAUUUUGGACAAAUAUUCCAGAAAGAAGCAUACAGAUCGUCCCUCGGUCGAUUAUGGACCACGUACUCGCGAAAGAGACACGUAUUUUCGCCGCGAAGACAGUCCAUUCGUUCGAGAUGAGAAAACUUUGGAACCUUCGAUGACCCGCACCGUGAUCAAGAGUCCUACUAGCGUGGUUCUUUCUGAAAAAGCAUAUCCUUAUGUAAAAUCCUCCAAUGUGAAAGAGUUCAAGCGCGAUAAGACGCCCGGAUAUCAUCGCACGGACAAACACUCAUUGUUAAACUCGGAUACCUACAAAAGGUAUGGAAGACACAAGUCUGGUCAUGCAGAGACACGUACCAGAAAAGUGAGACCCUAUCGAAAUGGAAAGAGUGAACAAUUGGAGUCCUCGUCGACUGCUCUUCGACUAGCCAGACCUAUGAAAGUGGAAUCUUCGACACCGAAAGAGAAGAACGAGGAAGAUCCUGAUAAGACACCGACUAGCAGCGUGGCUAAAGAAACUGUGACAAACGAUAAUGUUGCUGUUGCAACAAUCGAGGUUGAAGAAAGUGAUCCAGCCAUUUCUGAGAGAGCAGCGAAACGAAAGGAGAUACAAAGUUUGAUUUUAAAAUACGCCGCUAUGGAAGAGACAUACAGCCAGUUAGCGGCAGGUGGCCAGGUGAAGAUGAGGCCGAGUACCACGGACAAAAUCGCCAGCAAAUAUAAGAAAAGCACGCGCCAAAGCGAACGAAAAGACGCGUCGAAGAGCGCGAUGGCCGCGAGUGUUGUUGACAACCACGUGGACGCGAUUCAACACGCGAUUAGCCCACGACCGCCCUCCGUCGAGGACGACGAAGACGGCCACCUUGUUUACCAAUCCGGCGACAUCCUGGCAAAUAGAUAUAAAGUACUGGCCACCCUAGGAGAGGGUACUUUUGGAAAAGUUGUCAAGGUUAAGGACUUGCAAAUGGAUCACGUGAUGGCGCUGAAAAUCAUCAAGAACGUAGAGAAGUAUAGGGAAGCCGCGAAGCUCGAAAUAAACGCUUUAGAGAAAAUUGCGACCAAGGAUCCGGAAGGCCAACACUUGUGCGUGAAAAUGCUCGAUUGGUUUAAUUAUCACGGACACAUGUGUAUCGCCUUCGAAAUGCUUGGACUUAGCGUAUUUGAUUUCUUGAGAGAUAACAGUUAUCAGCCUUAUCCAUUGGAACAUGUCAGGCACAUUGGAUAUCAAUUAUGUUAUGCCGUCAAAUUCCUACAUGAUAAUAAACUCACGCACACUGAUUUGAAACCAGAAAAUAUAUUAUUUGUAGAUUCCGAUUAUGAUAGUAUAUAUAGUAGCAAAAAGCGAAGAGAUAUUAGACGUGUAAAACGGACAGACAUUAGACUCAUUGAUUUUGGUAGUGCUACAUUUGAUCAUGAACAUCACAGCACGAUUGUUAGCACAAGACAUUACAGAGCGCCUGAAGUAAUUUUAGAAUUAGGAUGGUCUCAGCCUUGUGACGUAUGGUCGAUUGGCUGCAUUCUCUUCGAACUGUACCUGGGUAUUACUUUAUUUCAAACACACGACAACCGUGAACAUUUAGCGAUGAUGGAACGUAUACUUGGCACAAUUCCACACCGUAUGGCCCGUAAAACUAAAACUAAGUACUUCUAUCAUGGCAAAUUAGAUUGGGAUGAAAAAAGCUCAGCAGGCAGAUAUGUUCGAGACAAUUGCAAACCUUUACAUCGUUGUAUGCUUUCUGAUGACGAAGAACAUCGACAAUUGUUCGAUCUCAUUCAAAAAAUGUUAGAAUAUGAACCAUCACAGAGGAUAACAUUGAAGGACUCAUUGGCACAUCCCUUUUUUGAUGCGUUACCUGCACAUCAAAGAUUACCAGAUCUUCGAGCAGCUGGUGAUUCCCAACAAAGUCACGAACGAUCACAUUCUCUCUCACGAUGAAGCUAGGAAAGGGACCGACUUCCGUGCUGGACAGACACUCCACUGUCAAUGACACUACUGCCCUACGUCGCUAUUUUCAAAUCCUUAAGUCUCAUAAGACUGUACUUUUCCGGCAAUAAGAUUCGAUGACGUCAACCGAUAUUUAAAUAAAAUUAAACAAUUAGAUAAAAAAAGAAGAAAAGAAAUUUUAUUAGGAAAUAUGAUUAAAUUUGUUAACAACAAUUGAUGAUAUUGAUUAAAUCGUAAAUCGUAUUAUUCAUUAACGACGUAAAAUAAAAAAGAAAAAGCAGUAGUGCAAUGGUGCUGUGGAACUUGGAUAUAACUUAUAAUAGAUCAUCAAGAAUCUUUGCAUAAAUGUGCAAAGUUGUUUUCUUAUCUCUAUUUACGAGACAUUAAAAUUGGUAAAUAACCAAACCAAUUUGACAAAAUGUAGGUCCCUGUUACUGGUUCGUAGAAAGACCAGUGUGUCUGCUCAGUGUAGCGUAACAGCGUCCCGACAUUGUAAACAUUUUCUAAAUGCUCUUCUGUACAUUUUAUCCUUAAUUUUAUUACAAUGUUAUUAUGCAACAAAGUUUGGAGUAAAGAAGGGUCGCAGUUUAUACUCUGUUUGUUAUAGAUUGAUGACCAUGGCGUGUUUAGUAGUAAGAAUCAGAUUUAGCAUUAAGAUACAAAUAAAUAUAUGCGUACGUGUUGAUGAUAUUAAAAUAAGAUUAACAAAGAGAAAGUGAGAAUGAGAAAGAAAGGAAGUGUGUGAGAGAGACAUUCAACGCCAAUUCAUCGUCGUAAAAUACACAAUUAACGUUUUCAAAAAUCAUAAGAUAUAGCAUACGAUUUGUCUUAGAAAGUGCUAAUGUAUUUUUUUCGAUGCUUUAGGAUAUGGCUAAUAUGAAAUUUUCUUUUUUUUGGGUUCGGUAUAUAUCUGAAUUUCGUUGCAUUGUUUUACGAUGUUGCAGACAAUCAUGUGUGUUUUAAGUUUCGUCGAUUCGAUUAAAUGGCUAAGCCAAAUAGAUUGUUUUUUAAAUACACUUAAUACUGGAAGUUUUAUGCGUACGUCGCAUAUCUUAAUGCGGAUUUACGUGCCUAAAAACACCUCUGCUUUUAUUUUGUUUAAAUACAGGAAUGUAUUCUUAAAAAUUAUGGAACUCUUACCACUUAUGUACAUCUUGUUUGCCUCUUUUAGUUCUUAUACAUACAACAUGACGGAAUCUUAUCACAUCCUGCUGCUCGUACAAAAAGAAAAAGGAAUAUAUCUGAAUACUGUGAAAAAAUACUGUUUCGAGUAGCAAUAAACACAUUUCUUUCAAAUAA
Messenger RNA from Apis cerana (Asiatic honeybee), 8026 nucleotides. RefSeq names its product CDC like kinase darkener of apricot (gene Doa). Gene Ontology annotation, biological process: regulation of RNA splicing; protein phosphorylation. The record is from RefSeq and is a predicted model, not a curated record. NCBI's taxonomy places the organism in Eukaryota, Metazoa, Arthropoda, Insecta, Hymenoptera, Apidae. Gene Ontology annotation, molecular function: protein serine/threonine kinase activity; ATP binding. Gene Ontology annotation, cellular component: nucleus.